GAGGAGCUCGGACGGCAUGCUGAGCCCCCUCCUCGGCUGAAGCCCCGAGUGCGAAGAAGCAGCUCGGGCCAGCGCAGGCUAAGGAGACCCAGGCACCCCAGGCACGAGCCACAGCCGGAGAGCCGCGGAGCAGCAGCAGCAGCAGCGGGAGAAGGAAGAGGAGGAGAAGCCAGAGAGGGGCCGCGCAAGAAGUGGUGGUGGUGGGCGUCGUGGCCAUGGCGGCAGCAAUCGCCAGCUCUCUGAUCCGUCAGAAGAGACAAGCCCGCGAGCGCGAGAAAUCCAACGCCUGCAAGUGUGUCAGCAGCCCCAGCAAAGGCAAGACCAGCUGCGACAAAAACAAGUUAAAUGUCUUUUCCCGGGUGAAACUCUUUGGCUCCAAGAAGAGACGCAGAAGGAGACCAGAGCCUCAACUUAAGGGUAUAGUUACCAAACUAUACAGCCGACAAGGCUACCACUUGCAGCUGCAGGCAGAUGGAACCAUUGAUGGCACCAAAGACGAGGACAGCACUUACACUCUGUUUAACCUCAUCCCUGUGGGUCUUCGAGUGGUGGCUAUUCAAGGAGUUCAAAGCAAGCUGUAUUUGGCAAUGAAUAGUGAGGGAUACUUGUACACCUCGGAGCAUUUCACACCUGAGUGCAAAUUCAAAGAAUCAGUGUUUGAAAAUUAUUACGUGACAUAUUCAUCCAUGAUAUACCGUCAGCAGCAGUCAGGCCGAGGGUGGUACCUGGGUCUGAACAAAGAAGGAGAGAUUAUGAAAGGCAACCACGUGAAGAAAAACAAGCCUGCAGCCCAUUUUCUGCCCAAACCACUGAAAGUGGCCAUGUACAAGGAACCGUCACUGCACGAUCUCACGGAGUUCUCCCGAUCCGGAAGUGGGACCCCGACCAAGAGCAGAAGUGUCUCCGGCGUACUGAAUGGAGGCAAAUCCAUGAGCCACAACGAAUCAACGUAGCCAGUGAGGGCAAAACAAGGGCUCUGUAACAGAACCUUACCUCCAGGUGCUGUUGAAUUCUUCUAGCAGUCCUUCACCCAAAAAGUUCAAAUUUGUCAGUGACGUUUACCAAACAAACAGGCAGAGUUCACUAUUCUAUCUGCCUUUAGACCUUGUUAUCAUCCAGACUAAAGCCCCAUAAAUUUAGAGUGAGCUUGUGCAAAAGAAUGCCAUGCAUUAUCAAUGAACUAAAUAUGGGAGAAGGACUGCCAAAUUUUCUCAUCAUCUCAUCUAUAUGUUGGGGAUGACAAAC
Messenger RNA from Dipodomys spectabilis (banner-tailed kangaroo rat), 1245 nucleotides. RefSeq names its product fibroblast growth factor 13 (gene Fgf13). Gene Ontology annotation, biological process: positive regulation of gene expression; positive regulation of cell population proliferation; cell differentiation. Bases 216 to 953 code for a protein of 245 amino acids. The transcript has 5 exons. NCBI's taxonomy places the organism in Eukaryota, Metazoa, Chordata, Mammalia, Rodentia, Heteromyidae. Gene Ontology annotation, cellular component: cytoplasm. Gene Ontology annotation, molecular function: growth factor activity; fibroblast growth factor receptor binding. The record is from RefSeq and is a predicted model, not a curated record.